CUUUGAAUCCCAAAGCCCGAUUCUAAUUUGCCCUUUAGCCCUCCCUUGUGAUAACGGAAGUAUCAAGCUUAUGUGCUACACAACGUUUUUUACCCUCAAGAAGUAUUCUUUCUGCUGUCACCAGCGUACAGGAAACGCAAAUGGUUUUUGUUUUCAACUAAGAGAACUUUGAUCAAAAUCAGCAUUUCUUGGUUUUUCUUUUAGAACAGAGGGUUUGAGUUUUGAGGGGUUUUUUAGUUUUGCUUUCCGGGGUUUUUUUUGUUUUGUUUUGUUUUGUUUUUUAAGACAAACGCUAUCUUUGCUAUUGGCUUUGAGAAAUCAUUUAUCAGAGUAUCUGCUCUAUGUUAACAAGACAGAGCACAGCCCAGAUCUGCCAACUCUGGACCUCUCUCUACCUAGUUGCCUAGAGAUUUCAGCGUUCUUCCUGGUAGAGGCCAUUUAUUUCUGAUUUGAAGCUGUCUAGACCUCUAACUUCUCAACUCCAAAAAAGCCACAGCUCAAAGAUGAAAGGAGGGUAUUUCUGUCACCACCAAAGUUGAGCUCUGUGAUAAGGCCUGCCUGCCAGCCUUGCCACAUAAGGAAGCUUUCCUCGACCUUCCCGUAACAGAGCAGACCAUGGUCAAGCGCGUUGCCGUGAUUGGAGCCGGUGUGAGUGGCCUGUCCUCCAUCAAAUGCUGCUUGGAUGAGGACCUGGAGCCCACCUGCUUUGAGAGAAGUACUGCCAUCGGGGGGCUAUGGAAGUUCACUGAAACUUCCAAAGAUGGGAUGACUGGGGUCUACAAAUCCUUAGUGACAAAUGUCUGCAAAGAAAUGUCAUGUUACAGUGACUUCCCCUUCCAAGAAGAUUAUCCCAAUUUCAUGAGCCAAGAAAAAUUUUGGAACUAUCUCCAAGAAUUUGCCGAGCACUUUGAUCUUCUGAAAUACAUUCGGUUUAGGACCACAGUGUGCAGCAUAACGAAACGUCCAGACUUUUCGGAAACUGGUCAGUGGGAUGUUGUCACAGAGACAGAGGAGAAGCGGGAAACAGCUGUCUUUGAUGCUGUCAUGGUUUGCACUGGCCACUUCCUAAAUCCCCGUCUGCCUUUGGAGUCCUUUCCCGGAAUCCAUAAGUUUAAAGGCCACAUCCUCCACAGUCAGGAGUACAAGUUCCCAGAAUGUUUUCGGGACAAGCGCGUCUUGGUGAUCGGCCUUGGGAACACUGGAGGAGACGUUGCCGUGGAACUCAGCCGAAUGGCAGCCCAGGUACUUCUCAGUACUAGAACCGGUACCUGGGUUGUCAGUCGCUCUUCAGAUGGAGGCUACCCAUUAAAUAUGAUGAAUAUAAGAAGAUGUUAUAAUUUUAUUGCACAACUUCUGCCUUCACGUGUACUAAACUGGAUUCGAGAGAGGCAGUUGAAUAAGAGAUUUAACCAUAAGAAUUAUGGAUUAAGUAUUAUAAAGGGGAAAAAACAGAAAGUCAUCAUAAAUGAUGAACUGCCCACCUGUAUCCUCUGUGGGACCGUCACCCUGAAAAGUGGUGUGAAGGAGUUUACAGAAACCUCCGCUCUCUUUGAAGAUGGGACCAUGGAAGAAAACAUCGACGUGGUGAUCUUCACGACAGGAUACACAUUUUCUUUCCCCUUUCUGGAAGAACCCCUCAAAAGCCUGUGUGCAAAGAAGAUCUUUCUGUACAAGCUGGUCUUUCCCUCCAACCUAGAGAAGGCAACACUAGCUAUCAUUGGUCUCAUCAGCCUUCAAGGAUCCAUCUUAACAGGCACAGAGCUCCAAGCACGCUGGGCCACAAGAGUAUUCAAAGGACUCUGUAGGAUACCUCCAUCCCAAAAGCUGAUGGCUGAGUUUACUGAAAAGGAGCAGCUCAUAGAAAGGGGCGUGAUGAGAGACACGAGUGAGAACAAACUUGAGUACAUUCCCUACAUGGAUGACAUUGCUGCACGCAUAGGCGCGAAGCCCAGUGUCCCACGUCUGUUCCUCAAGGAUCCCAGACUGGCGUGGGAAGUUUUCUUUGGACCAUGUACUUCUUACCAGUACCGCUUAAUGGGCCCCGGACAAUGGGCUGGAGCCAGAAAUGCCAUCCUGACCCAGUGGGACAGAACAAUGAAACCCUUAAAAACGCGAAUCGUUCCUGAUUCCUCCACAUCUGCCUCUAUGUCAUGUUACUUAAAAAUGUGGGGGGCACCUCUCCUACUUGCCUCUCUCCUGUUGAUCUGCAAAUCUUCGCUGUUUUCGAAAUUGGUGCGAGAUAAACUACAGUAUAGAAUUUCCCCUGAUUUAAUAAGUAUUUGAUAAAGAUGAGUCUGAUUGGUUAC
Molecule: messenger RNA, 2306 nt
Organism: Rhinolophus ferrumequinum (greater horseshoe bat)
Lineage: Eukaryota; Metazoa; Chordata; Mammalia; Chiroptera; Rhinolophidae
Gene: FMO4
Product: flavin containing dimethylaniline monoxygenase 4
Exons: 10
Coding region: 616-2283 (555 amino acids)
Molecular function (GO): NADP binding; flavin adenine dinucleotide binding; N,N-dimethylaniline monooxygenase activity
Source: RefSeq, a predicted model, not a curated record